AUGGGAAGUUCUACCGCACACACCAUACGGCCCGGACCUGGCCCCGAGGAGAAGUGCUACGAUGAUCGUGACCACCUCGAAAGUGACCUUCGGGCUUUCUUCGCCUCCAAGUCGCCGGAAUUCUACGAAAAAGGAAUCCGUGAUCUUGUGAGACGUUGGCAGAAGGUUGUCGAUGUUGAUGGAGAUUACUUCGUCAAAUAA
This is a messenger RNA of Necator americanus (New World hookworm), 201 nucleotides long. RefSeq lists its product as uncharacterized. Bases 1 to 201 code for a protein of 66 amino acids. NCBI's taxonomy places the organism in Eukaryota, Metazoa, Nematoda, Chromadorea, Rhabditida, Ancylostomatidae. The transcript has a single exon. Gene Ontology annotation, molecular function: nucleic acid binding. The record is from RefSeq and is a predicted model, not a curated record.